GCGGCGCUGGGCCGGUGGCAAGCCCCCGGAGGGAGCCGCAGUAGUACGACGAAAGAUGGCGACGAGCGGCGGCGAAGAGGCGGCGGCAGCAGCUCCAGCGCCCGGAGCCCCGGCGACCGGGCAGGACACGACCCCGGGCUGGGAGGUGGCGGUGCGGCCCCUCCUGUCCGCGUCCUACUCCGCCUUCGAGAUGAAGGAGUUGCCGCAGCUGGUGGCCUCAGUCAUCGAGAGUGAGUCAGAAAUCCUGCACCAUGAGAAGCAGUACGAGCCAUUCUACUCGUCCUUUGUCGCACUGUCCACGCACUACAUCACCACGGUCUGCAGCCUCAUUCCCCGGAACCAGCUUCAGUCGGUGGCAGCUGCCUGUAAAGUUCUCAUUGAGUUUUCCCUCCUGCGUCUGGAGAACCCGGACGAGGCAUGUGCUGUAUCCCAGAAACACUUGAUUCUGCUGAUAAAAGGCCUGUGCACUGGCUGUAGCCGACUCGACAGAACAGAGAUUAUCACCUUUACAGCAAUGAUGAAGUCCGCCAAGCUUCCGCAGACAGUGAAGACGCUUUCAGAUGUGGAAGAUCAGAAAGAGCUGGCCUCACCAGUAAGUCCCGAGCUAAGGCAGAAGGAGGUACAGAUGAACUUUUUGAACCAGCUGACCUCAGUUUUUAACCCUAGAACCGUACCAUCUCCUCCCAUCAGUCCACAGGCUUUGGUGGAAGGAGAAAAUGAUGAACAGCCAUCUCCAGAUCAAGCCUCUGCUGUCAAGACCAAGAAUGUGUUCAUAGCUCAGAACGUGGCUAGCCUUCAAGAGCUUGGAGGUUCCGAGAAGCUACUCCGAGUAUGCCUGAACCUGCCCUAUUUCCUGCGCUACAUCAAUCGGUUUCAGGAUGCUGUGGUGGCCAAUUCCUUCUUCAUCAUGCCUGCAACAGUAGCUGAUGCCACCGCUGUUCGAAAUGGUUUUCACUCACUGGUGAUUGAUGUAACUAUGGCCUUGGAUACCCUUUCCCUGCCUGUUCUGGAACCCCUCAAUCCUUCUCGUCUGCAAGAUGUGACAGUGCUCAGCCUCAGCUGUCUGUAUGCAGGUGUGAGCGUAGCCACCUGUAUGGCCAUCCUUCAUGUGGGUAGUGCCCAGCAAGUGCGGACAGGGUCCACGAGCUCCAAAGAAGAUGACUACGAAAGUGAUGCAGCCACGAUUGUUCAGAAAUGUCUUGAGAUCUAUGACAUGAUUGGACAGGCUAUCAGCAGCUCCCGCCGCGCAGGUGGUGAGCACUUCCAGAACUUCCAGCUGUUGGGUGCCUGGUGCCUGCUCAAUAGCCUCUUCCUCAUACUGAACCUCAGUCCCACAGCCCUGGCUGACAAGGGGAAAGAGAAGGACCCAUUGGCUGCCCUUCGAGUCAGAGACAUCCUUUCUCGUACAAAGGAGGGAGUGGGCUCUCCCAAACUGGGGCCUGGCAAAGGGCAUCAGGGAUUUGGGGUACUCUCGGUGAUACUGGCAAACCAUGCCAUCAAGCUGCUGGCGUCUCUCUUUCAAGACCUGCAGGUGGAGGCACUCCACAAGGGCUGGGAGACAGAUGGCCCCCCUGCAGUCCUGAGUAUUAUGGCCCAGAGCACCUCCACACAAAGAAUUCAGCGGCUGAUUGACUCUGUCCCGCUGACAAACCUGCUCUUGACUUUACUUUCAACUUCAUACAGAAAGGCGUGUGUCCUGCAGCGGCAGAGGAAGGGCUCCAUGAGCAGUGAUGCCAGUGCCUCCACCGACUCCAACACAUACUAUGAGGAUGACUUCAGUAGCACAGAGGAGGACAGCAGCCAAGAUGAUGACAGUGAGCCUAUUUUGGGGCAAUGGUUUGAGGAGACCAUCUCUCCCAGUAAAGAAAAAGCUGCGCCUCCACCUCCACCACCACCGCCUCCCCUGGAGAGCUCUCCUCGGGUUAAAAGCCCCAAUAAACAGGCAUCUGGUGAGAAGGGCAACAUCUUGGCCAGUCGCAAAGACCCUGAGUUGUUCUUAGGUCUGGCUUCCAACAUCCUGAACUUUAUCACAUCAUCCAUGCUGAACUCUCGGAACAAUUUCAUCCGGAACUAUCUAAGCGUCUCUCUUUCAGAGCACCACAUGGCCACUCUGGCCAGCAUCAUUAAGGAGGUGGACAAAGAUGGACUCAAGGGGUCAUCAGAUGAGGACUUUGCUGCUGCUCUCUAUCACUUCAACCACUCGCUGGUGACUUCUGACCUACAGUCCCCGAACCUGCAGAAUACACUGCUCCAGCAGCUGGGAGUUGCUCCUUUCUCCGAAGGCCCUUGGCCCCUGUACAUUCACCCCCAAGGUCUCUCUGUGCUUUCCCGCCUCCUGCUUAUCUGGCAGCAUAAAGCUGGAGCACAAGGUGACCCUGAUGUCCCUGAAUGCCUGAAAGUGUGGGACAGGUUUUUGACUACGAUGAAGCAGAACGCACUGCAGGGGGUGGUGCCCAGUGAGACAGAAGACCUGAAUGUUGAGCACCUGCAGCUGCUGCUGCUCAUCUUCCACAGCUUCUCUGAGAAGGGCCGCAGAGCCAUUUUGAGCAUGCUUGUACAGAGCAUCCAGGAGCUGAGUGUUAACAUGGAGGUGCAGAUGCGCUCUGCACCGCUGAUCCUGGCCCGCCUCCUCUUGAUCUUUGACUACCUACUUCAUCAGUACUCCAAAGCCCCUGUGUAUCUGUUUGAGCAGGUGCAGCACAACCUGCUAAGUCCCCCUUUUGGGUGGGCAAGUGGAUCCCAAGACAGCAGCAGCCGCCGAGCCAACACUCCUCUGUAUCAUGGCUUCAAGGAAGUAGAAGAAAAUUGGUCCAAACAUUUUUCAUCAGAUGCAGCCCCACAACCCAGGUUCUACUGUGUCCUGUCCACAGAGGCCUCCGAGGAGGAUUUGAACCGGCUGGAUUCGGAGGCAUGUGAAGUUCUUUUCUCCAAGCUUGUCAAGUACGAUGAACUUUAUUCCUCACUGACUACCCUGCUUGCGGCUGGAUCUCAGCUUGAUACAGCCAGGAGGAAGGAAAAUAAGAAUGUGACAGCCCUGGAGGCCUGCGCCCUGCAGUAUUACUUCUUGAUUCUCUGGAGGAUCUUAGGAAUUUUGCCACCUUCAAAGACUUACAUGAACCAGCUGGCCAUGAACUCACCUGAGAUGAGUGAAUGUGACAUCUUACACACUCUGCGAUGGUCGUCUCGCCUCCGGAUCAGUUCCUAUGUCAGCUGGAUAAAGGAUCACCUUAUCAAGCAAGGCAUGAAGCCCGAGCAUGCGGGCUCUCUCAUAGAACUGGCCGCUAGCAAGUGUAGUUCGGUGAAGUACGAUGUUGAGAUUGUAGAGGAGUACUUUGCCCGACAGAUCUCGUCCUUCUGCUCCAUUGACUGCACUGCCGUCCUCCAGCUGCAUGAGAUCCCUGGUCUGCAGUCCAUCUACACCCUGGAUGCCGCCGUCUCCAAGGUCCAGGUCUCUCUGGAUGAGCACUUUUCUAAGAUGGCAGCAGAGACUGACCCUCAUAAGUCGUCUGAGAUCACCAAGAACCUCCUUCCAGCUACGCUGCAGCUCAUUGACACCUAUGCCUCAUUCACCAGAGCCUAUCUGCUUCAGAACCUUAAUGACGAGGGAUCCACUGAGAAGCCCUCGCAGGAGAAGCUGCAUGGCUUUGCAGCUGUCUUGGCUAUUGGCUCUAGUAGGUGCAAGGCAAACACACUGGGUCCAACUCUAGUGCAGAACUUACCGUCAUCAGUGCAAUCUGUGUGUGAGUCCUGGAAUAAUAUCAGUACCAAUGAGUUUCCCAACAUUGGAUCCUGGCGCAAUGCAUUUGCCAACGACACAAUCCCGUCUGAGAGUUACAUCAGUGCCGUGCAGGCGGCUCACCUCGGGACUCUGUGUGGCCAGAGUCUGCCCCUGGCGGCUUCCCUGAAACAUACCCUCCUCUCCCUGGUCAGGUUGACUGGGGAUCUGAUUGUGUGGUCAGAUGAGAUGAACCCAGCACAGGUCAUCCGGACUCUGCUACCGCUUCUCUUGGAGUCAAGCACAGAGAGCGCUGCCGAGAUCAGCAGUAACUCUCUGGAACGCAUCUUGGGACCUGCGGAGUCUGAUGAGUUCCUGGCUCGUGUAUACGAGAAGCUGAUCACGGGAUGUUACAACAUUCUGGCCAACCAUGCAGAUCCCAACAGUGGGCUGGAUGAGUCCAUCCUGGAGGAGUGUUUACAGUAUCUGGAGAAGCAGCUGGAGAGCAGCCAGGCCCGGAAGGCCAUGGAGGAGUUCUUCUCUGACGGUGGGGAGCUGGUGCAGAUCAUGAUGGCCACGGCCAGUGAGGACCUCUCUGCUAAAUUCUGUAACCGGGUCUUGAAAUUCUUCACCAAACUCUUCCAGCUGACUGAGAAGAGCCCUAACCCAAGCCUCCUUCACCUCUGUGGCUCUCUCGCCCAGCUUGCCUGCGUGGAGCCGGCACGCCUGCAGGCCUGGCUUACCCGCAUGACAACAUCGCCCCCCAAGGAUUCCGACCAGCUGGAGGUCAUUCAGGAGAACCGGCAGCUGCUGCAGUUACUGACCACGUACAUCGUUCGGGAGAACAGCCAAGUUGGAGAAGGUGUGUGUGCUGUGCUUCUGGGCACCCUGACCCCCAUGGCAACAGAUAUGCUGGCGAACGGUGAUGGGACCGGCUUCCCCGAGCUCAUGGUCGUGAUGGCCACUCUAGCCAGUGCCGGGCAAGGAGCUGGCCACCUUCAGCUCCACAAUGCUGCAGUGGACUGGCUGGGCAGGUGCAAGAAAUACCUGUCACAGAAAAAUGUGGUUGAGAAACUGAAUGCCAAUGUAAUGCAUGGAAAGCAUGUGAUGGUCUUGGAGUGCACAUGUCACAUUAUGUCUUACCUGGCUGACGUCACAAAUGCCCUGAGCCAGAGUAAUGGUCAAGGCCCAAGCCAUCUGUCAGUGGAUGGGGAAGAGCGUGCCAUUGAGGUGGAUUCAGACUGGGUGGAAGAGUUAGCGGUGGAGGAGGAAGACUCCCAGGCUGAGGACUCUGAUGAAGAUUCUCUUUGCAAUAAGCUGUGUACCUUUACCAUCACACAGAAGGAGUUUAUGAACCAGCAUUGGUACCACUGUCAUACCUGUAAGAUGGUGGAUGGGGUGGGUGUGUGCACAGUGUGCGCGAAGGUGUGCCACAAGGACCAUGAGAUUUCCUAUGCCAAGUAUGGUUCCUUUUUCUGUGACUGUGGAGCCAAGGAAGACGGCAGCUGCUUGGCACUGGUGAAGCGAACUCCUAGCAGUGGCAUGAGCUCUACCAUGAAGGAGUCAGCAUUUCAGAGCGAACCUAGGGUUUCUGAAAGUCUGGUGCGCCAUGCCAGCACCUCUCCUGCUGACAAGGCCAAGGUCACCAUCAGUGAUGGAAAGGUUACAGAUGAAGAGAAGCCCAAGAAGAGCAGCCUGUGCCGUACAGUUGAGGGGUGCCGCGAGGAGCUUCAGAAUCAGGCCAAUUUCUCCUUCGCUCCUCUCGUGUUAGACAUGCUCAGUUUCCUCAUGGAUGCCAUUCAGACCAACUUUCAGCAGGCUUCAGCCGUGGGGAGCAGCAGCAGGGCCCAGCAGGCCCUCAGUGAACUGCACACAGUGGACAAGGGUGUGGAGAUGACAGACCAGCUGAUGGUUCCCACCUUAGGCUCACAGGAAGGUGCCUUUGAGAAUGUUCGGAUGAAUUACAGCGGAGACCAGGGCCAGACUAUACGACAGCUGAUCAGUGCCCAUGUGCUCAGGCGGGUGGCUAUGUGUGUGCUUUCUUCCCCCCAUGGGCGCCGCCAGCAUUUGGCUGUUAGCCACGAGAAGGGCAAGAUCACAGUGCUGCAGCUCUCAGCGCUCCUAAAGCAAGCCGAUUCCAGUAAGAGGAAGUUGACGCUAACCCGCUUGGCUUCUGCCCCAGUUCCCUUCACAGUGCUGAGUCUUACUGGAAACCCCUGCAAGGAGGACUACCUGGCAGUGUGUGGGCUGAAGGACUGCCACGUGCUCACCUUCAGCAGCUCAGGCUCUGUCUCCGAUCACUUAGUGUUACAUCCCCAGUUGGCAACAGGGAACUUCAUCAUCAAAGCUGUGUGGCUCCCUGGUUCACAGACUGAGCUAGCCAUCGUCACUGCAGACUUCGUCAAGAUUUACGACCUGUCUAUUGAUGCCUUGAGUCCAACCUUCUACUUCCUCCUGCCGAGCUCAAAGAUAAGAGACGUUACCUUCCUUUUCAAUGAGGAAGGCAAGAACAUCAUUGUCAUCAUGUCCUCUGCUGGGUACAUGUACACACAGCUCAUGGAGGAGGCCAGCAGUGCCCAGCAGGGCCCCUUCUAUGUCACUAAUGUGCUGGAAAUAAAUCAUGAGGACCUGAAGGACAGUAACAGCCAGGUGGCAGGUGGUGGCGUUUCUGUGUACUAUUCACACGUGUUACAGAUGCUUUUCUUCAGCUACAGUCAAGGCAAGUCCUUUGCAGCCACUGUCAGCAGGAGCUCUCUGGAGGUGUUGCAGCUCUUCCCCAUCAACAUCAAAAGCUCCAAUGGUGGCAGUAAGACUUCUCCUGCCCUUUGCCAGUGGUCCGAGGUGAUGAACCACCCUGGCUUGGUGUGUUGUGUUCAGCAAACUACUGGCGUGCCUCUGGUGGUCAUGGUGAAACCAGACACGUUCCUCAUCCAGGAGAUUAAGACUCUUCCCGCCAAAGCAAAGAUCCAAGACAUGGUUGCCAUUAGGCACACUGCCUGCAAUGAGCAGCAACGUACGACCAUGAUCCUGCUGUGCGAGGACGGCAGCCUGCGGAUUUACAUGGCCAAUGUAGAGAAUACCUCUUACUGGCUCCAGCCAUCUCUGCAGCCCAGCAGUGUCAUCAGCAUCAUGAAACCUGUGCGAAAGCGCAAAACAGCCACCAUCACAGCCCGCACAUCUAGCCAGGUGACCUUCCCCAUUGACUUUUUUGAACACAACCAGCAGCUAACGGAUGUGGAGUUUGGCGGUAAUGACCUCUUGCAAGUCUACAAUGCACAGCAGAUAAAGCACAGGCUGAACUCCACUGGCAUGUACGUGGCUAACACCAAGCCUGGCGGCUUCACCAUCGAGAUUAGUAACAACAGCAGCACCAUGGUGAUGACGGGCAUGCGGAUCCAGAUCGGGACGCAGGCAAUCGAGCGGGCCCCGUCCUACAUCGAGAUCUUUGGCAGAACCAUGCAGCUGAACCUGAGCCGCUCACGCUGGUUUGACUUCCCCUUCACCAGAGAGGAGGCCCUGCAGGCCGACCGAAAGCUGAGCCUCUUCAUCGGUGCCUCCGUGGAUCCAGCUGGUGUCACCAUGAUAGAUGCUGUAAAAAUUUAUGGCAAGACUAAAGAACAGUUUGGCUGGCCUGAUGAGCCCCCAGAAGACUUCCCUUCUGCCUCAGUCAGCAACAUCUGCCCUCCUAACCUGAACCAGAGCAAUGGCACUGGAGAGAGUGACUCAGCCGCUCCCACCACAGCCAGUGGCACUGUCCUGGAGAGGCUGGUUGUGAGUUCUUUGGAAGCCCUGGAAAGCUGCUUUGCUGUUGGCCCAAUCAUUGAGAAGGAGAGAAACAAGCAUGCAGCUCAGGAGCUAGCCACUUUGUUGCUCUCCCUGCCAGCACCUGCCAGUGUCCAGCAGCAAUCAAAGAGCCUCCUGGCCAGUCUGCACAGCAGCCGCUCGGCCUACCACAGCCACAAGGACCAGGCCUUGUUGAGUAAAGCUGUUCAGUGUCUCAACACAUCCAGCAAAGAAGGCAAGGACUUGGACCCCGAGGUGUUCCAGCGCCUGGUGAUCACAGCUCGCUCCAUUGCCGUCACACGUCCUAACAACCUUGUGCACUUCACAGAGUCAAAGCUGCCCCAGAUGGAAACAGAAGGAGCAGAUGAGGGGAAAGAGCCGCAGAAGCAGGAAGGAGACGGCUGUAGUUUCAUCACUCAGCUCGUAAACCACUUCUGGAAACUCCAUGCAUCUAAGCCCAAGAAUGCCUUCCUGGCACCUGCCUGCCUGCCAGGCCUUACUCAUAUUGAAGCUACGGUUAAUGCGUUGGUAGACAUUAUCCAUGGUUAUUGUACCUGCGAGCUGGAUUGUAUCAACACAGCAUCCAAGAUCUACAUGCAGAUGCUGCUGUGUCCUGACCCUGCUGUGAGCUUCUCCUGUAAACAAGCUCUGAUUCGAGUCCUAAGGCCCAGGAACAAGCGGAGACACGUGACAUUGCCCUCCUCCCCUCGAAGCAACACUCCAAUGGGAGACAAGGACGAUGAUGAUGAUGAUGACGCAGAUGAGAAAAUGCAGUCAUCGGGCAUCCCUGAUGGUGGUCACAUCCGCCAGGAAAGUCAGGAACAGAGUGAGGUGGACCAUGGAGAUUUUGAGAUGGUGUCUGAGUCGAUGGUCCUGGAAACAGCUGAAAAUGUCAACAAUGGCAACCCCUCUCCCCUGGAGGCCCUGCUGGCAGGUGCUGAAGGCUUUCCUCCCAUGCUGGACAUCCCGCCUGAUGCAGACGACGAGACCAUGGUUGAACUAGCCAUUGCCCUGAGCCUGCAGCAGGACCAGCAAGGCAGCAGCAGCAGUGCCCUGGGCCUGCAGAGCCUGGGACUGUCCGGCCAGGCACCCAGCUCUUCCUCUCUGGACGCAGGAACCCUCUCUGACACCACAGCAUCAGCUCCAGCCUCAGAUGACGAGGGCAGCACUGCAGCAACUGAUGGCUCCACCCUACGGACCUCGCCAGCCGACCAUGGCGGUAGUGUGGGCUCAGAGAGCGGGGGAAGUGCAGUGGACUCGGUGGCUGGCGAGCACAGUGUGUCUGGCCGGAGCAGUGCAUAUGGUGACGCCACAGCUGAGGGGCACCCGGCUGGACCAGGGAGCGUCAGCUCUAGCACAGGUGCCAUCAGCACCGCCACUGGGCACCAGGAGGGAGACGGCUCUGAGGGAGAAGGAGAAGGGGAAGCUGAAGGAGAUGUGCACACUAGCAGCAGGCUACACAUGGUUCGUCUGAUGCUGUUGGAAAGAUUACUGCAGACACUGCCCCAGUUGCGGACUGUCGGAGGUGUUCGGGCCGUCCCGUACAUGCAGGUCAUUCUCAUGCUCACUACAGAUCUGGAUGGAGAAGAUGAGAAAGACAAGGGAGCCUUGGACAACCUGCUCGCACAGCUCAUCGCUGAGCUGGGCAUGGACAAAAAGGAUGUCUCCAAGAAGAACGAGCGCAGUGCUCUGAAUGAAGUCCAUCUGGUCGUGAUGAGACUUCUGAGUGUCUUCAUGUCCCGCACCAAGUCUGGGUCCAAAUCUUCCAUCUGUGAGUCCUCUUCCCUCAUCUCCAGUGCCACGGCAGCAGCCCUGCUGAGCUCAGGGGCUGUGGAUUAUUGCCUCCAUGUGCUCAAGUCUCUGCUGGAAUACUGGAAGAGCCAGCAGAGUGAUGAGGAGCCUGUGGCUGCGAGCCAACUGCUGAAACCACACACGACUUCAUCUCCUCCAGAUAUGAGCCCAUUCUUUCUCCGCCAGUAUGUGAAGGGCCAUGCUGCUGAUGUCUUUGAAGCCUAUACCCAGCUGCUCACAGAGAUGGUACUGAGGCUUCCCUACCAAAUCAAGAAGAUCGCAGACACCAGCUCUCGGAUUCCUCCUCCUGUCUUUGAUCACUCCUGGUUCUACUUCCUCUCUGAGUACCUAAUGAUCCAGCAGACCCCUUUUGUCCGCCGCCAAGUUCGAAAACUUCUGCUCUUCAUCUGUGGAUCAAAGGAGAAGUACCGACAGCUCCGAGACCUGCACACCCUGGACUCCCAUGUGCGUGGGAUCAAGAAGCUGCUGGAGGAGCAGGGCAUCUUCCUCCGGGCCAGUGUGGUCACAGCCAGUUCCGGCUCCGCUUUGCAGUAUGACACGCUCAUCAGCCUGAUGGAGCAUCUGAAGGCCUGUGCAGAGAUUGCCGCCCAGCGAACCAUCAACUGGCAGAAGUUCUGCAUCAAAGAUGACUCUGUCCUGUACUUCCUCCUGCAAGUGAGUUUCCUGGUAGAUGAGGGGGUGUCCCCCGUGCUGCUGCAGCUGCUCUCCUGUGCUCUGUGUGGCAGCAAAGUUCUCGCAGCCCUGGCGGCCUCCACGGGGUCUUCCGGUGUGGCUUCCUCCUCAGCCCCUCCUGCAGCCAGUUCUGGACAAGCCACAACUCAGUCCAAAUCUUCCACUAAAAAGAGCAAGAAAGAAGAAAAGGAAAAAGAUAAAGAGGGUGAGAGCUCUGGUAGCCAGGAGGACCAGCUGUGCACAGCUCUGGUGAACCAGCUCAACAGAUUUGCAGACAAGGAAACUCUGAUCCAGUUUCUACGCUGUUUCCUGUUGGAGUCCAACUCGUCCUCAGUGCGCUGGCAGGCCCACUGCCUGACACUGCACAUCUACAGAAACUCCAACAAGGCUCAGCAGGAGCUCUUGCUAGAUCUCAUGUGGUCCAUCUGGCCGGAACUGCCAGCGUACGGCCGGAAGGCUGCCCAGUUUGUGGACCUACUGGGCUAUUUCUCCCUGAGAACUGCACAGACAGAGAAGAAGUUGAAGGAGUAUUCCCAGAAGGCCGUGGAGAUCCUGAGGACUCAGAACCACAUCCUCACCAAUCACCCCAACUCCAACAUUUACAACACCUUGUCUGGCUUAGUGGAGUUUGACGGCUAUUACCUAGAGAGCGACCCCUGCCUGGUGUGUAACAAUCCUGAGGUGCCGUUUUGUUAUAUCAAGCUGUCUUCCAUUAAAGUGGACACACGGUACACCACCACCCAGCAGGUUGUAAAGCUCAUUGGCAGUCACACCAUCAGCAAGGUGACAGUGAAAAUUGGGGAUUUGAAGCGGACCAAGAUGGUGCGGACGAUCAACCUGUACUACAACAACCGAACUGUGCAGGCCAUCGUGGAGUUGAAAAAUAAGCCAGCUCGAUGGCACAAAGCCAAGAAGGUUCAGCUGACACCUGGACAGACAGAAGUCAAGAUUGACCUGCCUCUGCCCAUCGUGGCCUCUAACCUGAUGAUCGAGUUUGCAGACUUCUAUGAGAACUACCAGGCCUCCACAGAGACCCUUCAAUGUCCUCGCUGCAGUGCCUCUGUCCCUGCCAACCCAGGCGUCUGUGGCAAUUGUGGAGAGAAUGUAUACCAGUGUCACAAGUGCAGGUCCAUCAACUAUGAUGAAAAGGAUCCCUUCCUCUGCAAUGCUUGUGGCUUCUGUAAAUAUGCCCGCUUUGACUUCAUGCUUUACGCCAAGCCUUGCUGCGCAGUGGAUCCCAUUGAGAAUGAAGAAGAUCGGAAGAAGGCCGUUUCCAACAUCAACACACUUCUGGACAAAGCUGACCGUGUGUACCAUCAGCUCAUGGGACAUCGGCCCCAGUUGGAGAAUCUGCUCUGCAAAGUGAAUGAAGCAGCUCCAGAAAAGCCACAGGAAGACUCAGGAACAGCGGGAGGCAUCAGCUCCACUUCAGCCAGUGUGAAUCGCUACAUCCUGCAGCUGGCUCAAGAAUAUUGUGGAGACUGUAAGAACUCGUUCGAUGAGCUCUCCAAAAUUAUCCAGAAAGUUUUUGCUUCACGCAAAGAGCUGUUGGAGUAUGAUCUACAGCAAAGAGAAGCAGCCACGAAGUCAUCCCGGACGGCCGUCCAGCCCACGUUUACUGCCAGCCAGUACCGUGCUUUGUCUGUCUUAGGCUGUGGCCACACCUCCUCCACCAAGUGCUAUGGCUGUGCCUCAGCUGUCACGGAGCAUUGUAUCACACUACUGAGGGCCCUGGCCACUAAUCCAGCCCUGCGGCACAUCCUCGUCUCCCAGGGCCUCAUCCGAGAGCUCUUUGAUUACAACCUCCGCCGUGGUGCUGCAGCCAUUCGAGAGGAGGUCCGCCAGCUCAUGUGCCUCCUCACCAGAGACAACCCAGAGGCCACCCAGCAAAUGAACGACCUGAUCAUUGGCAAAGUCUCCACUGCACUGAAGGGCCACUGGGCUAAUCCUGACCUGGCUAGCAGCCUUCAGUAUGAGAUGCUGCUGCUGACAGAUUCCAUCUCCAAGGAGGACAGCUGCUGGGAACUCCGCUUACGAUGUGCACUCAGCCUUUUCCUCAUGGCUGUGAACAUCAAAACGCCAGUGGUUGUUGAGAAUAUCACGCUCAUGUGUCUGCGGAUCUUACAGAAGCUGAUUAAACCACCUGCCCCAACCAGCAAGAAGAACAAGGAUGUCCCUGUGGAGGCCCUCACCACGGUGAAGCCGUACUGCAAUGAGAUCCAUGCCCAGGCUCAGCUGUGGCUCAAGAGAGAUCCCAAGGCAUCAUACGAAGCCUGGAAGAAGUGCCUGCCUAUCCGAGGGGUGGAUGGCAAUGGGAAAUCCCCCAGCAAGUCAGAGCUCCACCGUCUUUACUUGACUGAGAAGUACGUGUGGAGGUGGAAACAGUUCCUGAGCCGGCGGGGGAAGAGGACCACCCCACUUGACCUCAAACUGGGCCACAACAACUGGCUGCGGCAGGUACUCUUUACCCCAGCAACACAGGCAGCAAGGCAGGCAGCCUGUACCAUCGUGGAAGCUCUUGCUACUGUCCCCAGCCGCAAGCAGCAAGUCCUUGACCUCCUCACCAGUUACCUGGACGAGCUCAGUGUUGCGGGAGAGUGUGCUGCAGAGUACCUGGCUCUCUACCAGAAGCUCAUCGCCUCGUGCCACUGGAAGGUCUACCUAGCUGCUCGUGGAGUCCUGCCCUAUGUGGGCAAUCUCAUCACCAAGGAAAUUGCCCGCCUGCUGGCCUUGGAGGAGGCCACGCUGAGCACAGACCUGCAGCAGGGAUAUGCCCUCAAGAGUCUCACAGGUACAGAGUCUGAAACCAAGGCCUUCAUGGCUGUGUGCAUUGAGACAGCGAAGCGCUACAAUCUGGAUGACUACCGGACGCCUGUGUUCAUCUUUGAGAGGCUGUGCAGCAUCAUCUACCCUGAGGAGAAUGAAGUCACAGAGUUCUUCGUGACCCUGGAGAAGGACCCCCAGCAAGAGGACUUUCUACAGGGCAGGAUGCCUGGAAACCCAUAUAGCAGCAAUGAACCAGGCAUUGGGCCUCUUAUGAGGGACAUAAAGAACAAGAUCUGCCAGGACUGUGACCUGGUGGCUCUUCUGGAGGAUGACAGUGGGAUGGAGCUCCUGGUGAACAACAAAAUUAUCAGUCUGGACCUUCCCGUGGCUGAGGUUUACAAGAAGGUGUGGUGUGCGACCAAUGAGGGAGAGCCCAUGAGGAUUGUUUAUCGGAUGCGGGGGCUACUGGGAGAUGCCACCGAGGAGUUUAUCGAGUCCCUGGACUCCACCACAGAUGAAGAAGAAGAUGAAGAGGAAGUGUACAGAAUGGCCGGUGUGAUGGCCCAGUGUGGAGGUCUGCAGUGCAUGCUGAACAGGCUGGCAGGAGUCAAAGAUUUUAAGCAGGGGCGCCACCUUCUAACAGUGCUGCUGAAGCUAUUUAGUUACUGUGUGAAGGUUAAAGUCAACCGGCAGCAGCUGGUCAAGCUGGAAAUGAACACUUUGAAUGUCAUGCUGGGGACUUUAAACUUGGCUCUGGUAGCUGAGCAAGAGAGCAAGGACAGCGGAGGAGCAGCUGUGGCUGAGCAGGUGCUAAGCAUCAUGGAGAUCAUUCUAGAUGAGUCCAACGCAGAGCCCCUGAGUGAGGACAAGGGCAACCUCCUCCUCACAGGUGACAAGGAUCAACUGGUGAUGCUCUUGGACCAGAUCAACAGUACCUUCGUUCGAUCCAACCCUAGUGUACUCCAGGGCUUGCUGCGUAUCAUCCCAUACCUGUCCUUCGGAGAGGUGGAGAAGAUGCAGAUUCUGGUGGAGCGGUUCAAGCCAUACUGCAGCUUUGAGAAGUACGAUGAAGACCAUAAUGGGGAUGACAAAGUCUUCCUGGAUUGCUUCUGCAAAAUCGCUGCCGGUAUCAAGAACAACAGCAAUGGUCAUCAGCUGAAGGACCUCAUCCUGCAGAAGGGAAUCACCCAGAAUGCCCUGGACUACAUGAAAAAGCACAUCCCCAGUGCCAAGAAUUUGGAUGCUGACAUCUGGAAAAAGUUUUUGUCUCGCCCUGCUCUGCCAUUUAUUUUGAGGCUUCUUCGGGGUCUGGCCAUGCAGCACCCUGCCACCCAGGUUCUGAUUGGAACGGAUUCCAUCACGAGUCUGCAUAAGCUGGAGCAGGUGUCCAGUGACGAGGGCAUUGGGACCCUGGCUGAGAACCUGCUGGAGGCCCUGAGAGAACACCCAGAUGUGAACAAGAAGAUUGACGCAGCCCGUAGGGAGACCCGGGCAGAGAAGAAGCGCAUGGCCAUGGCCAUGAGGCAGAAGGCUCUGGGAACUCUAGGCAUGACGACAAACGAAAAGGGUCAGGUGGUGACCAAGACUGCACUGCUGAAGCAGAUGGAAGAGCUGAUUGAGGAGCCGGGACUCACGUGCUGCAUCUGCAGGGAGGGGUACAAGUUCCAGCCCACGAAGGUCUUAGGCAUUUACACUUUCACCAAGCGGGUAGCCUUGGAGGAGAUGGAGAACAAGCCCCGGAAACAGCAGGGCUACAGCACUGUGUCCCAUUUCAACAUUGUGCACUACGACUGUCACCUGGCUGCCGUCAGGUUGGCUAGAGGCCGGGAAGAAUGGGAGAGUGCUGCCCUGCAGAAUGCCAACACGAAGUGCAAUGGGCUCCUUCCAGUCUGGGGCCCCCAUGUCCCUGAAUCAGCUUUCGCCACUUGCUUAGCAAGGCACAACACGUACCUCCAGGAGUGUACUGGCCAGCGGGAGCCCACGUACCAGCUCAACAUCCAUGACAUCAAACUGCUCUUCCUGCGCUUCGCCAUGGAGCAGUCAUUCAGUGCGGACACCGGCGGGGGCGGCCGCGAGAGCAACAUCCACCUGAUCCCAUACAUCAUUCACACUGUGCUUUAUGUCCUGAACACGACCCGAGCAACGUCCCGGGAGGAGAAGAACCUCCAAGGCUUCCUGGAACAGCCCAAAGAGAAGUGGACAGAGAGUGCCUUUGAUGUAGACGGGCCCCACUACUUCACCAUCCUAGCCCUGCACGUCCUCCCCCCUGAACAGUGGAAAGCCAUUCGAGUGGAGAUCCUACGAAGGCUGCUGGUGGCUUCGCAUGCCCGGGCAGUGGCUCCAGGAGGAGCCACCAGGUUGACAGACAAGGCGGUGAAGGACUAUUCCGCCUACCGUUCUUCCCUGCUCUUCUGGGCUCUCGUCGAUCUCAUUUAUAACAUGUUUAAGAAGGUGCCCACUAGUAACACUGAGGGCGGCUGGUCCUGCUCUCUGGCCGAGUACAUCCGCCACAAUGACAUGCCCAUCUACGAAGCUGCCGACAAAGCCCUGAAAACCUUCCAGGAGGAGUUCAUGCCCGUGGAGACCCUCUCGGAGUUCCUCGACGCAGCAGGUCUUCUAUCAGAAAUCACCGAUCCAGAGAGCUUCCUAAAGGACCUAUUGAACUCAGUCCCCUGACCAUCCCCAUGGAAAUGAGAUUGAAGCUAGCUUGCAUUCUCCCCUUAUUCGUCUCUCCGUGUGCACUCAUUUCCCCCCACGGAUGCUGCAUUAGCACCCCCCCCCUCAGUUUUCUCGGAGUGGCUUGCGGUCUGUAGGCUUCCUGUUCUAUCGUGUGUGUGUGUGUGUGUGUGUGUGUGUGUGUGUGUGUGUGUGCUGCGCUGGCUAUGAAGUUGUCUGUAGCCCAAGCCAUUGAAGGACCUAUACAUACCUAGGAGCUGUGAGCUGUCCCGGCCAGCUUGAGUGUGUACAUCUUGAAAUAAAUGAAUGACUUAGUACA
Molecule: messenger RNA, 15743 nt
Organism: Mus pahari (shrew mouse)
Lineage: Eukaryota; Metazoa; Chordata; Mammalia; Rodentia; Muridae
Gene: Ubr4
Product: ubiquitin protein ligase E3 component n-recognin 4
Exons: 105
Coding region: 56-15424 (5122 amino acids)
Molecular function (GO): zinc ion binding; protein binding
Source: RefSeq, a predicted model, not a curated record